Messenger RNA from Cottoperca gobio, 1651 nucleotides. RefSeq names its product mitochondrial ribosome recycling factor (gene mrrf). Gene Ontology annotation, cellular component: mitochondrion. The coding region runs from base 215 to 1003 and encodes 262 amino acids. Lineage: Eukaryota; Metazoa; Chordata; Actinopteri; Perciformes; Bovichtidae. Gene Ontology annotation, molecular function: ribosomal large subunit binding. The record is from RefSeq and is a predicted model, not a curated record. Gene Ontology annotation, biological process: translation. The transcript is spliced from 7 exons.
GGUCGCUCGUUUUAUAUUUUGGCAUCUCCCGUAUGUCUCCCACAUCUAGGUUUCUAGGUUUAGGCAGGAACCCCGCCCAAUCGGUAUACUCCUUACAGUGUUUCAAACACACAUCUGUUUGAAAGAUUCGGCGCGUGAUGAUGACAACAUAGAUGUCAGUUGUGGCUUUUUUUCCAAGCUAACAUGCUUCUGUAAAGGCUGUAAACUUGAGAUUAUGGCUAUGAACCACCUGAGUCUGCUGCGACCUCUGCUGUGUCAGUCCCUGUUGCGACAGGUCAGGUCUCCCCUCGUGGCCACCUCCAGGGUCAAUGCACCACUUCUGUACCCCAACACCACCUUCUACCCCUCUGCAUGCACCAGGCUCUAUGCCAGCAAAAAGGCGAAAGCCAAGGCAAAGGGCCAGUCAGCUAAGGGCCAGUCGGCUAAGGUGAAUAUUAAUGCAGAUCUGGUGGAAGACAUCAUCAGUCUGGAUGAAGUGAACAAGGACAUGACAGCUGUUCUCAAUGCACUCAAAGAGGACUUCACACGCAACCUCAGCAUCAGAACCUCGCCAGGAGCUCUGGAUCACAUUGUGGUGACGACACAAGAUGGGAAGUUCCCUCUCAACCAUCUGGGACAGGUCUCCAUGAAAUCCCCUCAGCUCAUUAUGGUCAACAUGAGCAGCUUCCCAGAGGCUACAGCGGCUGCCACCCGUGCCCUGAGAGAGAGUAGCAUGAACCUUAACCCAGAGGUGGACGGGACGAUCAUCAAGGUGCCCGUUCCCAAAGUAACGAGGGAACACAGAGAGAACCUUGCCAAGCUGGCAAAACAGCUCGGCAACAAGGCAAAAGACUCACUGAGGAAAGUGCGAGCUAAUGCUGUCACAAAGGUCAAAACUGUGAAGGAAGGACACUCGGAGGACACCAUACGACUUGUGGAAAAGCAGAUUCAGCAGAUGGCCGACAACAUUGUACACAACAUUGACACACAGCUUGCAGCCAAGACCAAGGAGCUGUUAGGCUGACCGUGAGGAUUAAAAGGUCUUAUUUGAGUUAUUUUCAUUCUAGCUGAACCUACAAAUGGACACACACAACAGGGGCAACAUGUCAUUCCUAUCAGGUUUAUAAUAGACAGUGAGGCACGAGAGGUAUUUCUUGAAUCCCGUUCUCACAGUCUAAAAGCUCAGCACAGACGAACACGUCUCCGUCCUGUUGUUGAUGUUUUGGCAGAAACGGGGCUUUGGUUCAAGCCCACAUCACUGGCAAAGAUCUGCUCUUCGCUGCUGGGUGAUAUCUGUGUUUAACCGUCGGUGCGUAAACAGAAAUUGGCGGGGAAACAACAACGACAGACUGCCAGUCACCUCCCUCCUCCCUUGUUACUCUUCCUGUCUUCAAACAAACACCGACGAGGGACGAAUGGACUUUUAAUGGGAUUUGUGGGCCUCCUCCUAAUCAAACUCCUUGCCACAAGGGCUGUCUGUUUAUAUAAAACAAGCGCACCCGUCUGAAUGUAAACUGGCUGCGGGUUUGUCUUGGUGGCAAGAGCGAGAGAGAGAAAGGGAGAGAGGGUUGCUUCCAGAGACGCAGGAUAUGAUUAGCGUGUUGCCAAACAUUUGUUUCACAUUGAUUCAAAGUCUGUUAAAAAAAUAAACUUGAAAAAAAAUAAACUUCAA